UUACGCACUUCUCCAAUUAUCGUAUAAGUAUGUAUCGCGAUCGUACGCGCGAGAUGAGAUCGAUUUUGUUGGCCGCGAAUCUCUCGGAGUUCUCGGUUCCCUCGAAGCCGCGUGACGUCACAGCCAAAAGUUCGCGCGCGCGACUUUACGAGGGCGGAUCGCGAGAAUCACCGGGUGCUUUCGACGCGAAAAUCUCCGCAGUUUUGUGCGUUUCCAGUCGUACUUUCGCGUCGAAGUACCAUUACGCGACGAAUUAAACUCAUAACUUUCGUAAAAAUCGUCAAGAUCGACUACUAAUUAAAAUUGCACUGCCAUAGUGUUUUCAAUAUUUUUUUCGCGAAUUGUCGAGUCGGAAAUAUCUGACAAAAGUCGUCGUUCGAUGAGACCCUUCGAUAUAAGUGAAAAAAAAAAGAAGAUGGAGCAUAUCGGUCCUAUUCGCGUGCGAAUAAGCUCCCGUAAUUCGGUGUUUUUUUUAUCGCAAAAUGUGUGUCGAAAAUGUGAUAUCUAAAAUCCGGGCGUCGCGAACGAAAAAAGUGUAGGAGUAGGCCCAGGGUGGCAUCGGGUAACGGCGGAGCAACUACAUGGAAAAAUGGCGAGUAAAAUCCAAAUACCCCAAGAAGAAAAAUAAUUGAAAUCCCACUGCUGGAGUUAUAACUGCACAAUCUUACAUGCGACUACUGGCUAUCUAUCUCUAUCAGAAUGAUCUAUCCAACGCGAAAUUCCUCUGGAAACGAAUUCCCUCGGAUGUGAAAGCCGCCCAUGAAGAGCUCAAGCGAAUAUGGACCGUAGGGCAACGCAUGUGGCAACGCAAUUGGCCUGCGGUGCAUGCAGCCCUCAAUAUAGAAUGGAGUGAAGACGUCAAGGACAUUAUGACAGCUCUAAAAGACAACGUUCGAGAACGAGUGAUGAGGCUGAUAUCGAAAGCGUACUCCUCGUUGAACUUGGCGACCAUGGCGACGAUGAGCGGAAUGUCGUUGGACGAAGCCCGACAAGCAGCCAUUGACAGAGGCUGGAGCGUCGACGGUACCAUAGUGCAACCGUACACACAGAUCCACGAGGAAAUAUUUCAAUCGGACAAGAUCUGUUUGACGGAGGAGCAGCUGGAGAAGCUCACACAAUUUGUCUCCUUCUUGGAAAAUUGAGGGAUCUUCGUCGAUUCAUCUCCCUAAUCCCAACUUGUGUGGAUUCAAAACAUCGAUCUCGAUGACGGACUCGAACCUCCUUUCGCAAUCUCGCUUCGUAAUUCUAUUAUAUAAAGGAGGAAGUACGCGCCGAAGGUAACAUCAUCGAUGUUCGUGCUCGUAAAAAAAGGAUACCUUACGAUAGACGGAGAGGGAGAGGGAGUACUGACAGAGAUAGAGACAGAAAGCAACUACCCACGCGAUUUGUUCGUUCAAUCGGAAGGAUAAUUCAAUGAAGCUCCUCGCAAGCGUGGAAUCAACAACUAUAUUAAUCGAUAAUCAGCUGUGCGUGCGCGAGAGGGCGGACUGGCAUUUGCAGAACGGUAUCCACCGGCAGGAGCUUCUUUUUCUCUCCUCGUCUCCUCCCUGCCACCAUAUUCUAACUCGCCUACUCGAUGUGGAUCCUCUGAAAAUACACACUGUUCGCAACCACUUCGCAUCGCUGUAAUUAUCAAAGUGGAUCGCCGCAGUAAGAAUCGGGCAGGUAGCCGUUAACGUUCCUCACGACGACAACGAUGACAACGUGUCUCUCUCUUUGGCGAUGAACACGUGUGCGACGCGCGAAUUAUCUCACGCGUGAUUCUUCGUGGUAUCCAGAAGAAGAAGAAGCGGAAGGAGAAAAAAAAGACUGGAACUGUUUCAAACUGGCGUGCUUCAUUAGAUUUUGAUAAAGUGUGUUAUAACAGCAA
This is a messenger RNA of Nylanderia fulva, 1870 nucleotides long. RefSeq names its product COP9 signalosome subunit 8 (gene CSN8). The record is from RefSeq and is a predicted model, not a curated record. Gene Ontology annotation, cellular component: COP9 signalosome. NCBI's taxonomy places the organism in Eukaryota, Metazoa, Arthropoda, Insecta, Hymenoptera, Formicidae. Gene Ontology annotation, biological process: protein deneddylation; COP9 signalosome assembly.